CAUUAAUCGUAGCCGACUGUCGCAAUCGGGUCUUUGAGUAAUUUCGCAUUCGCGUGGAGUGAUCACAUUUACUUACACGCGCGUAAGUCGCCGUCGUCGUUCUCUCGGAUUUUCGCGAAAACCGUGGCUCGUGAGGCCCGCGAACGUUACACGGUUUAACGCCAGGCCGGAGACAACAAUACGAUAUACCUGCACAUCAUGUUUGAACUCAACCUGUACAACAUCGCGCUUAUCCCGACGGCGAUUUUGAUAAUUUUGAUAUCGUUCGCGAUAUGGUCGCGACUUCAGAAGCCGCUGGAAUACAGGCAGAUCUCGUCACAUGUGCCGUCCAUCACGAAAAGCCUCUGGAGCGAGAUGCUGUUUUCGUGCACCAUAGCGAUGAAACAUCCUAAAGAUUUGUUGCCGUUCUUCAAGGAAAUAUUUGAAAACAACGGCCCAGUAGUUCAUGUCAAUAUCACUGGACGGUCAUAUGUAUUGCUAAAUGAUCCAGAUGACAUAAAAAUUCUAUUAUCCAGUUCACAGUACAUAAAAAAGGGUCCUGAAUAUGAAAUGUUGAAACCAUGGCUAAACGAUGGACUUUUAUUAAGCUCAGGUUUAAAAUGGCAAAAUCGUCGAAAGCUCCUAACCAACACUUUUCACUUUAAAACAUUAGACAUGUAUAAUCCUGCCGUCAAUAAGCAUGCAAAGGUAUUUGCGAAAAAGCUCUUGGACGCGUGUGCGGACAAUAAAGAAAUUUCCAUCCCGGAAUACGUGACAUUAUGUUCUUUAGACAUAAUCUGUGAAACAAUUAUGGGUACUGAAAUGAAUGCUCAAAAAGGAAAAUCGGUUCAAUACGUCUAUUCCAUUAAAAGUGCUUGCAGGUCAGUGAUUGAUCGAAUUUUCAAAUUUUGGCUUUGGAAUGACCUAAUUUAUAGAAUAAGCGAAAGUGGUCGAUCAUUUUUUAAAUCAAUUAAAGUGUUACAUGAAUAUACAGAUAAUGUCAUCAAAUGUAAACAAUCGUUGUUAAAAAACUCCGAAAAUCAAAAACUGCAAUCUGAAAGCAAGCCUGAAAAAAAGCAAAUAAAAUCGUUCUUGGAUUUACUUCUUGACGUUUUGAAUGAAAAUCCGGAUCAAAUGACGAUCAAAGACAUUCGGGAAGAAGUAGAUACGUUUCUUUUCGAGGGUCAUGACACAUCUUCCAUAGCGAUGACGAUGACCAUUUUAUUGUUGGGAAUGCACCAAGAUAUUCAAGAUCGCGCUAGGGAAGAGCUACAUAGUAUAUUUGGCGACUCCGACAGAGACGCUACAAUGGAAGACUUAAACGCCAUGAGAUAUUUAGAUGCAGUCAUUAAAGAAUCACUCCGGCUGUAUCCAAGUGUACCAAGUUUUACGAGAGAAUUGAAUACAACUUUACAGCUCAAGAACUAUAGCAUCCCUCCAUUGACAACUGUGGUAAUAUUUCCAUACAUUUUACACCGAAAUGAAAACAUUUAUUCAAAACCUGAAGACUUUAUUCCUGAAAGAUUUUUAGACGAAGAAAAUAAAUCAAAAUUUCUAUUUGGAUAUAUACCGUUCAGCGCAGGCGCAAGGAAUUGCAUUGGACAAAAAUAUGCUAUGAAUCAAAUGAAAACAGUAAUAUCGACAGUAUUAAGAAAUGCAAAGAUUGUAUCAUCGGGAUGCAAAGAAGACAUUAAAAUCAGUAUGCAAUUACUUAUCAGAAUAGAGUCGCUUCCAAAAGUGAUAUUUCAUAAACUUUAGUUAAGUAUAAUUUAUAGUGUAUUAUAUAAUUAGUAAUAAUUUAACGUUUUUUGUUUUUGU
Molecule: messenger RNA, 1797 nt
Organism: Rhopalosiphum padi (bird cherry-oat aphid)
Lineage: Eukaryota; Metazoa; Arthropoda; Insecta; Hemiptera; Aphididae
Product: cytochrome P450 4V2-like
Exons: 11
Coding region: 199-1737 (512 amino acids)
Molecular function (GO): iron ion binding; oxidoreductase activity, acting on paired donors, with incorporation or reduction of molecular oxygen; heme binding
Source: RefSeq, a predicted model, not a curated record